ACUCGACCACAUCCAGAGACCAGGGAUGCAGUUCUUGCAAAACUACCUUUUCAUUUACAUCAAGAAGGGGAUUAAAGUAACAGCGCAAGAUAAGUGAUCGUCAUGCAACUCUUUGCAAGAACGCUAGCGGCACUGACCCUCGGGUGUACGCUACGGAGUGCCAGCAGCGAAGUCUUCUCAGCGCCAGAGCACGACCUCCUCUCGGCACUCGCUUGGUCUUCGCUGGACUUCAGUGACGUCGCUCCCCUCCAGCCCCGAAGUCUGUUGAGGUCGGAGCGUGACGAGAACAGCAUCAACAGCAACAGCAUCAACAGCACUGCCCUCGUUGCCAGACCGAGGAAGAGGAGGACGAUUACACUUCACCCGAAGGAAUUUUACGUGGGGCUGGAAUACCGGUUCAAGCUCCCUCUCUUCCAAGUGUACGAGUCGACUGCCUUCUUCCUUGAGGUUCCCAUCGACUUCCACCACGAGCUACACGGGGUUGUCGAUACCGGGAGAUCGUGGGACCUGAUUAAGCCGCUGUUGGAGAAUGCCGAGGCGCUGGUUUCCCUGCUGGGCGUGGACGGGGGCGCUUGUCUCCGGCGGGCGGUGUGCGAACUGGCCUCGGCGCCCUCGAUCCGCCCACACGGCUUCAUCGGCGAGGUCAUCCAGAUCUUCGUCCAAGAUUUAAUUAAAGCUGAAUACCGUAUUAAAAGCAUGGAGAACGAAAUCGACACUCUACACGGGAAAUAUAUGGAAGCUGGCAGACACGGCAAAGAAAAAGGAGAGUGUUGGAAAGCGUUCCCAGAAUGCACAGUCUCGUUUGCUCAUUUAUUUUCGGACGUCAUAGUUUAAUGAAAAAUAAAUAAAUAAAUAAAUAGAAUGUUUAUCAAGAACAUUCUAACACUUCGAUGGCAUUUUAGUGUAUUUGAAAGACAGAUGGUGCCAUGAUGUAGUGCCAUAUUUAUUUUAGGUAAGAAUUGACUUUAGAUAGUGCUGAAAACUAUUUGAAGUUUGGCAGGCUUUUCGGAAUAACUCAUCCUUGUUCAGACGCCUUAUUAAUUACUAUUAAUGUAGCUUUAUCAUCCAUAUAUUACUGUUUUCUUCGAGUUAUAUUUGAAGAAAAUUUAAGACUAUCAUUUUCAAAAACUUAGAUGCCGUAAUUACAGAAUAUUUAACGAUAUAAGUUUUAGCGUGAAUCAUAGGCAAGACAAGGACCUGUAUUUGGAAAACGCCUGUUUAUUUAACUAUGUAUUUAUUUAUUUAUUAGUAUUAAGUAUUUAUUGAAACCUCAUUAUCCAAUUUUGGCAUUGCUUUCUCCCUUUUGUUCUGUAAUUCUUCGUCCCUUUUUCCUUUAGGCUUAGAACCUGUGUCUCAAAUGUAAUGACUGAAGAAAUAAAAAAAACACGAUA
Molecule: messenger RNA, 1391 nt
Organism: Penaeus chinensis
Lineage: Eukaryota; Metazoa; Arthropoda; Malacostraca; Decapoda; Penaeidae
Exons: 5
Coding region: 103-834 (243 amino acids)
Source: RefSeq, a predicted model, not a curated record